Papaver somniferum (opium poppy) is the source of this 1739-nucleotide messenger RNA. Its product is annotated as squamosa promoter-binding-like protein 16. NCBI's taxonomy places the organism in Eukaryota, Viridiplantae, Streptophyta, Magnoliopsida, Ranunculales, Papaveraceae. Gene Ontology annotation, molecular function: DNA binding. The record is from RefSeq and is a predicted model, not a curated record. Gene Ontology annotation, cellular component: nucleus. The coding region runs from base 443 to 1579 and encodes 378 amino acids. The transcript has 3 exons.
UAUUUUUUUAUUUUAGUUUUCUCACUUGCUCUUUAAUGGAUAUAUACAUUUCCUUAUUUAGUUUCAUUUUCAUUUCCUUAUAAAAUUCAAACCAGUCUUUGAUUCCUCCUCCUCCUCUCUCUCCCUGUUGUGGUUUUGGGUUUGUCUCUGAUUUUUUUAUGGAAUCAAUGUCAGAAGAAUGAACGGCUAGAAGAUCAAACCAGAUUUCCCUCUGUUACUUUUAGAUACUCUUACACCUUGGAGAACUGUGUGUGUAUGUGUGUGUGCUUUUAUUUAAGCUGUUCGAAGUUCUCACUUUUCUUUUUUUUUUCUUUCUGUUUCUGUGAAACUUGGGGUCUUGUUCCUUCAACUGCAGAUACUGUUCAACGAACAAAUUCUGCUGAUUCUUGUGUGUUUUUUCAAAACACCCAUUUCUUCAUUUGUUGUUAAAAAGCCUGGAUUUAUGGACUGGGUGUUUAAACCAACUAGUAGGAACAAGGAUUCCAGCAAUGUCCCUAUUGUUAGAUCAAGUUCAAUAAGAGGAAAGCAGAAUAGUACAACUACUACUACAGGGGAUUAUUCAGUUGAUUUGAACCACCAAUGGCAAGAUCCAAGGGUUACAAUAGCAUCAUCUUCGUCUUCAACACUACCAUCUAAAAAGGCUAGAACACCUCCUAGUAAUGAAGCACAAAUUCCAUCUUGUUUGGUUGAUGGGUGUACUGCAGAUCUUAGUUUAUGCAGAGAUUAUCAUCGGAGGCAUAAAGUUUGUGAGGCUCAUUCUAAGACUCCAAUCGUUUUGAUUAAUGGUCAAGAGCAAAGAUUUUGCCAACAGUGCAGCAGGUUUCAUUCCUUGUUGGAGUUUGAUGAUGGAAAGAGAAGCUGUAGGAAACGCCUCGAUGGGCAUAACCGACGGCGACGGAAGUGUCAUACAGAACCCUUGAAUUCUGGAAGUAUAUUCUCAGAUAACCAAGGCAACAGUUAUUUGCAAUUCAGUAACCCACAAUUAUUUCAAUCAACUACAGCAGGGAGUUCAAGGCACACCAUGACAGCAAAGGAUGAUACAGAUUUGUAUGGCAGAGGUCAGUAUGGUGAUGGACAAAACCAAAUUCCUAGAUCAUUCUCUUGCAAUUUCAAUGGAGGGAAACAAUAUCCCUUCUUUCAUGGUGACGAUCCAGCACUGGUAAACCAUGUAGGGAUACCUACAAUUCCUUUCAGCCAACCCCAUAAUACAGGUGCCACCUAUUCGCAAAGUAGCAAAGCUGGAAAGAAAGUUCUUUUCUCAGAUGGGUUUAAUGAUAGAGUAGUUCUCGACUCAAAUAGUGCUUCCUCUCUUCUGUCAUCACCACCAACACAACCAUUGAGUCGUCAAAGUUCAGGAUUCGGUCAGGCUGAUAUAGUACACACCAACACAAUCCCUCCCAUGGCUCAUCCCUUAGCAGGAGGAAGUUUGCAGCUUGAUGGUCUUCUUGGCUUUGGUAGGUACCAGUCGCAAGGAUUGGAAGGCGAGCCACCUUCUCUCAACUCCUCGCGGUCGCGGGGUAUCUUUCACUUGGGACUUGAUGGGUCAAUGGAGCAUGGGGCUUUCUCUUGGAAGCAGUAAUGGUUGUAUUUUAAACUAGAAUAGCUCGUGGGCUUUCUCUUGUGAUAUGAUCAAGAUCUUGAAAGAAUCAAUUCUACUUUCCUUUUAGAAAUUUGUGUACUAAACUUGUCUUCACACUAUCAUGCCUGCAGUUUCUCAGUUUCAUUCUUUGCUUCUCUAA